Molecule: messenger RNA, 198 nt
Organism: Haemonchus placei
Lineage: Eukaryota; Metazoa; Nematoda; Chromadorea; Rhabditida; Trichostrongylidae
Source: the annotation of a GenBank genome assembly
AUGAUGCAAGCUGGGAAGAUCAAGUACGACAAGAGGCGAGAUAGUAUUGCCCGCUGCUCGGUACUUUCGAGACUGAAGAAGAACUGCUCCAAAGAACAUACGACAGCAGAGGCGUCGGCGAUGUACAUAGGCGCCCUCGUUAACACGCACUUGGCCAUGAUUUCGUACGAAAGCUUGAAAACCCGAAUCAGAGUUUGA